ACACAACUUUAGCUCAUUGUUACGGAGCGUUUGAUUUGUCUUCACCAUGCUAAUUCUGUAUAAGUAUUAAAGUUUGGCGAUACGACGUCGAUAUUUGUCAGGAGAUACAAGGAUCUACACAAUGCAAAAUGGACAAAAAGGAAAACACAGACAUCGCAUUUAAAACUACUGGAUGCACCUGGUUAAGUUCAGUCAGCGAUCAAUUUGGAGUUCCUUUGGAUCAGGUGAAUUUCAUUGCCUGUCAGAUUUUGGGACUAGCAGUUGCAUUUUGGUUUCGUCUCGGUCUCAAUCCGCAGCAUAACACCCCUGAGGUUCGACAUGCUGUUGCUACCAUUAUUGGAGCUUCAUUCAUUAUGUUUUGCUUCGGCUGGUAUGCCAUACAUGUCUUUAUCCUGGUGUUGGCUUGUUAUGGAAUUUUGAUCAAAUCCAGUGUAAGCAGUGUUCACAGAUAUACUAUGAUUGCAUCAGUAGGAUACCUCAUUGUUUGCCAAGUGAGCAGAGUCUUCAUAUUCGACUAUGGCAUCUUGUCCACGGAUUUCUCAGGCCCUUUGAUGAUAAUAACACAGAAGGUCACUACUCUUGCCUUUCAGGUACAUGAUGGUAUGUGUCGAAAGCAAGAAGAACUUAAAGAUGAUCAGAGGCGUCUGGCUGUACACUCUAAGCCAUCACUUUUGGAGUACCUAAGCUAUAAUAUUAAUUUUCUGAGUGUCUUGGUGGGACCCUGCAGUAUCUAUAAAGACUACAUAGAGUUUAUAAAGGGCCAGCAUGUCCAGCACAGGCUGAAAAGAGUGAAAGACAUCAGCUCUCAGCAGAAUGGCUGGGAUAAAGUGCCUGAACCAUCGCCUGAGAGGGCUGUGAUUAAUAAGCUUCUUGUGUGCGCGUGCUGUCUGCUCUGGUUCUUCAUCAUCACAAAAGCAUUCCCCAUAACAUACAAUGUGGAUCCACAAUUCAUCAGCGAGGCCUCUUUCAUUACAAGAUUGGCCUAUGCCUUCAUUUCUGUCCAAGCAGCCAGACCCAAGUUCUACUUCGCAUGGACCCUCGCGGAUGCCAUCCAUAAUGCAGCGGGGUAUGGAGUCAGUGGUGUGAAUGAAAGGGGAGAAGUGUCCUGGGACCUCAUCUCCAAUGUUCGCAUCUGGGAGAUUGAGACAGCGACAAGUUUUAAAUCAUUCAUUGACAACUGGAAUAUACAGACUUCUCUUUGGCUGAAAAGUGUAUGUUAUGAUCGAGCGCCAUAUUACCGCAUGCCACUCACGUUUGUGCUGUCGGCCAUCUGGCAUGGAGUUUACCCAGGAUACUACUUUACAUUCAUCACUGCUAUACCCAUCACCUUAGCAGCUCGCUCUGUGCGCAGAAACUUCCAGGAAUUUUUCUUGUCCCCUCCACUGCUCAAGAUCUGCUAUGAUGUUGUGACCUGGGCUGCCACUCAGCUGACUGUCUGCUACACUGUAAUGCCCUUCCUUCUACUUGCAGUGGAACCAACCUUGCAGUAUUACAGAUCAAUGUACUUUCAUGUGCAUGUCAUCAGCAUUCUGGCUAUGAUUCUUCUGCCCAGCAAACCCAGUUGCUUCAAGUCGGAAAUUCAUGCCCUGCACUCCCAACAAUAAUGUGAAGGAGGACUAAACCCUUCUGACCCUUCUGUUGUGUGUGUGUGUGUGAACUGGGAGAGCAGAGGCACUGAGAGACAAAAGCUACUUUGUGUGAAUAAACACAA
Messenger RNA from Carassius carassius (crucian carp), 1711 nucleotides. It is a transcript of the gene mboat1, whose product is annotated as membrane bound O-acyltransferase domain containing 1. Bases 129 to 1604 code for a protein of 491 amino acids. NCBI's taxonomy places the organism in Eukaryota, Metazoa, Chordata, Actinopteri, Cypriniformes, Cyprinidae. The transcript is spliced from 13 exons. Gene Ontology annotation, biological process: lipid modification. The record is from RefSeq and is a predicted model, not a curated record. Gene Ontology annotation, molecular function: acyltransferase activity. Gene Ontology annotation, cellular component: membrane.